GGUGCGCGGCGCGGCCACCCUCCCUUUUCUCGUGUGUCUUGCCCUCCCUGAGUACGCUAGGUGUCGGCGUCCUUGGCUGGCGUGAGGCCAAAGCAAAAAUGAGGAGUGGGAAGGCCUCUUGUGCGCUGGAGACCGUCUGGGAGGACAAGCACAAGUAUGAGGAAGCUGAGCGGCGCUUCCACGAGUAUGAGGCCAUGCAAGCCGCCGCCUCUGCCCAGCAGCUCCUGGCUGAAGUGCCAGCUGUGAACGGGCCCAGCCAGGAGGACGCCAAAGACGCCGAAGAGGCAGAGGCUCCUGACACCAGCAGCAGGAGUGAUCCUAGAAAGAGCCGCGAGUGCAGAAAGCCCCUGCAGAAGAAGAGGAAACGCUCCCCCAAGAGCUGGCUUGGCCAGACGGACCUGGCCCUUGUAGGCCUUUCAGCUGACCAUGUGUGGCUGGACAAACCACUUUUCGACCAGGCAGAAAGUUCUUACCGCCAGAAGCUAGCAGAUGUAGCUGCCCAGGCAGCCCGGCUGCCUCCCGUGGCCCCUCGGGGCCCCUGCACACAUGGGAGCCAUGUGGCCUGCCACCACGUGGCCUGGGGGAUCUGGGUCAACAAGUCUUGCUUUGACCAGGCUGAGCGGGCUUUUGUGGAGUGGUCUCAGGCCUUGCUACUGGCCGCCGAGGGGAGUUGCAGGCAGGGGGUUCCUGACACCGGUCAACAGGCAGCCACCCCUGACCUGGCCAUGGCCUGCCAGUCUUGCUUACCAGCCAAUGGUCAGCCCCCUCUAGGUAGCCUGCAGGCACUGGUGCGGGAGGUGUGGCUAGAGAAGCCCAGGUAUGACGCAGCUGAACGGGGCUUCUAUGAGGCCCUGUUUGAUGGCCACCCUCCAGGGAAAGUGCGCCUGCAGGAGCGAGCCAACCAAGCUGAGGGCGCCCGCAGGGGCCGCAGAGACCGGCGGAGCCGUAACGCUAUAGUAAACAAGCAGCGGGCCGGGCCACGGCGUGCGGAUGGGGAGGCCCCCCCUGCCUUGCCCUACUGGUACUUCCUGCACAAGGAUGCUGAGGCCCCCUGGCUCAGCAAGCCCACCUACGACAGCGCAGAGUGCCGCCACCAUGCUGCUGAGGCCCUACGCGUGGCUUGGCGCCUAGAAGCUGCCUCCUUGGCUCACCGAUCUGGGCCGCGGUCUGGCCCAUCCUUGUCCAGCUUAAGACCCAACAGAAAAAUGGCUACAAACUUUCUAGUGCAUGAGAAGAUCUGGUUUGACAAGUUCAAAUAUGAUGAUGCAGAAAGGAAAUUUUACGAGCAGAUGAACGGGCCUGUGGCUGGUACCCCUCGCCAGGAAAAUGGUGCCAGCGUGAUCCUCCGUGACAUUGCGAGAGCCAGAGAGAACAUCCAGAAAUCCCUGGCUGGACUCAAGGUUGCGCUGCCCAGCUCCCCUGAGGCCCUGAGCCAGGCUACUCCUGGGACUAGCUCAGGCCCCGGGGCCUCCAGUGGGCCUGGUGGAGAUCACAGUGAGCUCAUCGUGCGGAUUGCCAGCCUGGAAGUGGAGAACCAGAACCUGCGAGGCGUGGUGCAGGAUCUACAGCAAGCCAUCUCCAGGCUAGAGGCCCGGCUGAGCACCCUGGAGAAAAGCUCACCCACCCACCGAGCCACAGCCCCACAGACCCAGCACGUGUCGCCCAUGCGCCAAGUGGAGGCCCCAACCAAGAAGGCAGCCACACCAGCAGAAGACGAUGAGGACAAUGACAUUGACCUGUUUGGCAGCGAUGAAGAGGAAGAGGACAAAGAGACAGCCCGACUGCGGGAGGAGAGGCUACGGCAGUAUGCAGAGAAGAAGGCCAAGAAGCCCUCGCUGGUGGCCAAAUCCUCCAUCCUCCUAGAUGUCAAGCCCUGGGAUGACGAGACAGAUAUGGGCCAAUUGGAGGCUUGUGUGCGCUCCAUCCAGUUGGAUGGGCUAGUCUGGGGGGGCUCCAAGCUAGUGCCCGUGGGCUACGGUAUCCGCAAGCUACAGAUCCAGUGCGUGGUGGAAGAUGACAAAGUGGGCACUGAUUUGCUGGAAGAGGAGAUCACCAAGUUUGAGGAGCAUGUGCAGAGUGUUGACAUUGCAGCUUUCAACAAGAUCUGAAGCCCAAGCAUGUGUUCCAUGUGUGUGAGGCUCUGCUGCGAUUAAAGAUUGAGACUGCA
Molecule: messenger RNA, 2167 nt
Organism: Jaculus jaculus (lesser Egyptian jerboa)
Lineage: Eukaryota; Metazoa; Chordata; Mammalia; Rodentia; Dipodidae
Gene: Eef1d
Product: eukaryotic translation elongation factor 1 delta
Exons: 11
Coding region: 99-2108 (669 amino acids)
Biological process (GO): translational elongation
Cellular component (GO): cytosol; eukaryotic translation elongation factor 1 complex
Molecular function (GO): translation elongation factor activity; guanyl-nucleotide exchange factor activity
Source: RefSeq, a predicted model, not a curated record